Molecule: messenger RNA, 1013 nt
Organism: Sinocyclocheilus grahami
Lineage: Eukaryota; Metazoa; Chordata; Actinopteri; Cypriniformes; Cyprinidae
Product: GPN-loop GTPase 3
Exons: 8
Molecular function (GO): GTPase activity
Source: RefSeq, a predicted model, not a curated record
AUGACGGAAAACAGCAUGGCUACUGUAGAUAUUUGCUGUCGGAGCAGGAGAAUUAACAAUGCCUGGAUACGCGCAACUAGUGAUGGGUCCUGCCGGAAGUGGAAAGAUAUUCGAGAACUGAUCCAGGUAGAUGACGUUAUGGAGGAUGACUCUCUGAGAUUCGGCCCCAAUGGAGGACUGAUCUUCUGUAUGGAGUACUUCGCCAACACCUUUGACUGGCUGGAGGAGAGUCUUGGUCAUGUGGAGGAUGACUACAUACUGUUUGAUUACCCUGGUCAGAUCGAGCUGUAUACGCAUCUGCCUGUAAUGAAGCAGCUUGUGGAGCAACUGCAGCAGUGGGAGUUUCGCGUGUGUGGAGCGAUGACAAAAAAUUAAAUGAAGGAAAUGCAGCAAUUUAUCUCUGGAGUUAUGGCUGCUUUGAGUGCCAUGGUGACAUUAGAAAUCUCACAAGUCAACAUAAUGACCAAAAUGGAUCUACUCAGUCCAAAGGCUAAGAAGGAAAUAGAGAAGUAUCUGGACCCGGAUAUGUACUCAAUGAUGGAGGAGAAUUAACUCAGGAAAGAGAAAUUCAGGAAAUUAACCAAGGCCAUAUGUGGUUUGGGUAAACGGCACUGUUUUCUUUAGAUUGAUGAUUACAGUAUGGUUCGUUUCCUGCCCUUUGACCGCACUGAUGAGGAGGGCAUCAACAUUGUCCUGCAGCACAUUGAUUUCUCCAUACAAUAUGGUGAAGACCUGGAGUUUAAAGAGCCCAAGGAAAUUGAUGGGGAACCCAGUAACACAAAUUUCGACGAGUUCUUCCAAGACAGAGACGAUUCUUGAGAUCACACUUGAAAGACAGCCAGAUUUGUUCAAUUAAGGGUUUCAUUUAUUUAAUCUAUGUUUUGUGUCACUGUCAUUCAUAAUGUCAUUAGUUGAAGGAUGCAACCAUAACCUGUGCAAUGCCUCUUGAUCUUAACGGGGUUUUAUAAAAUGUAAUCCAUUUUUUAGAAGUGCAUAUUUAUUUCUGCAAUAAA